AUGUCCGACACCGAGGUCGACUACCUGCAGCCCGACUUUGAGCCCUCCUCGGUCACCAUCCCGCGCCUGCGCUCCAUCCUCGUCAGCCAGAAUGUCCCCUACCCCGCCACCGCGAAGAAGGCCCAGCUCGUCGAGAUAUUCAAUGACACCGUCGCCCCACGCGCCAGGAAGCUGCUGGCCCAGCGCCAGAAGGCCAAGAGGUCCAGCAUGGGCAUCACCAACAUAGACGGCUCGCAGGGCUACUCUGUUGCGAACCAGGACAUGCCUCCGCCCCAGAGCGCCCGUCGGAGGGCCGCUUCUCCCCGAAAGGCCACCAGGAGCUUCAACCAGUCCUCCGAGGAGCCCGACCAUGUCCCUGCCCAGCCUUCUUUGAGCCCGCGAAAACGCCAGGCGCGGUCAACCAGCAGGCAGCUGGCCCAGUCAGACACCGACACCGACAGCCACUACGAGGGCAGGCGCUCCACGCGCAAGACCUCCCGACAGCCGGAGCUGACGCCACAGCCAGAGGUCAAGAGGGAGUAUUCUGACGACGACACGACCGUCUAUGAGAGACAGUCUGCCGAGCCAGGAAACGUCUUCACCAGCGACAACCCCUUCCAGAGCGGUAGCUCUCCCGCCCCCAUGGCCACGCCGUCAAACCGAAGGAGGACCGCCGGCCUGGACUCUACUGCGAAGAAGCCAGCCCCAUCCUCCAGCAGGAGACGGACAGAGGGUCCCCGGGAAGAGAUGAUGCCCGAGCCCGUGGCUUACUCGAACUCGGUUGCCGCCCCCGUGAGGGCCAUCUCGCGCCCAAAGACACCCGUGACGCCUCAGCCUGUGUUCGAGGAGGUCGAGGCUGGCGAGGAGUUCACACCCGACGAGCAACUCGAACUCGCGUCGGAGGAUGCCAUCAGGGCGCGGAAUGCCAUUGUGCCUGCUCCCCGGCCCAAGAGAUCAACCAGUCUCACAACCCCCUUCUGGCUUCUAUUCAGCGUCAUGGUCGUGGCCUAUGGGGCCUGGUACCGGCAGGAGAAGAUCGCCGUUGGCUACUGUGGAGCUGGCAGACCUGCGCGCGAGGUCAUCCCUAGGCAGCUGGAGUACAAUGACUUCAAGUUCGACGUGCCGGAAUGGACGUUCCAGUUUGCCGAGCCCGAAUGCGAGCCUUGUCCGCCUCAUGCCUACUGCUACGCCGACAACUCGGUGCGAUGCGAUGAGGGCUUCAUCCUGAAGCCUCACCCCUUAUCUGUCAACGGUCUCAUUCCACUCCCACCUACUUGUGAGGCCGACAGCGAGAAGCUCCGUCGUGUCAAGGCUGUUGCGGACAAGGCUGUGGAGGAACUCCGAGAACGCAAGGCCAAGUUUGAGUGCGGCGAACUCGUCGACGAGAAAGGCCAGCAGCCCGAGAACCCCAUGGUCGCAGCUGAGGAGCUGAAGGAGACGGUCAGCGAGAAGCGGAGCAAGAAGCUCAGCAAGAAGGAAUUCGACGACUUGUGGGCUGCCGCGCUUGGAGAGAUCGAGCAAAGGGAGGAGAUCGUCGUGGAGAAGAAGGAGGAAGAGCCAGCAGCACCAACUUCUUCCAGUUCCGGAGCCGUUUCAAACACCUACCUGGCGUCCACCUCUCUCGCUCGCCUUCCGCUCGGGUGCGCAGCCCGCCGCUCCGUCCGCCUCGGACUGGAACGACAUCGAGGAAGCAUUGUUUCAGUAGUGUCCUGCAUCCUGUUGGCGAUCUGGGCCCGUUCCAAGUGGACAACGAGCCGCCGUAUCAAGGCCAUGGUCCCUUCUCUGGUCGACUUGGUACUGGACAGGCUGUCCGAACAGAAGGAGUUGGCGUAUGGCGACGAAGACGGCGAGAAUGACACGUUCCUGUUCCUUUCGAACAUGCGAGAUGAUGCUUUGCGAUCCUUGCACUCAGUCUCACAGCGCGAGCGGAUCUGGAAGCAAGUCAAGGCGGUGAUCGAGCAGAACUCCAAUGUGCGAACCGGCCAGCGGGAGAGCGUCAACGGGGAGUUCGGCCUCGCGUGGGAGUGGAUCGGUCCCGCGGCGGCUGUCGAGGCCGGUGGCCGGAAGAAGAGGAUCGGACGGAGGUCCCAGAGCCCUUUGGAUACAAUUCAAGGAGAUGGGACCCCAUUUGUCGAUAGAUCUGCUGUCCAUAACAAAUGGGACGAGCCGGGCUCGAGACCGAUAUAUUGA
This is a messenger RNA of Diaporthe batatas, 2169 nucleotides long. RefSeq lists its product as uncharacterized. Gene Ontology annotation, molecular function: chromatin binding. Gene Ontology annotation, cellular component: nuclear inner membrane. The transcript has 2 exons. The record is from RefSeq and is a predicted model, not a curated record. NCBI's taxonomy places the organism in Eukaryota, Fungi, Ascomycota, Sordariomycetes, Diaporthales, Diaporthaceae. The coding region runs from base 1 to 2169 and encodes 722 amino acids.